Ixodes scapularis (black-legged tick) is the source of this 1879-nucleotide messenger RNA. RefSeq lists its product as uncharacterized. The transcript has 14 exons. Lineage: Eukaryota; Metazoa; Arthropoda; Arachnida; Ixodida; Ixodidae. The record is from RefSeq and is a predicted model, not a curated record. Bases 47 to 1879 code for a protein of 610 amino acids.
CGCCGAGCACACGGACGGGCGUCACUACGGGGACGCAGCGUGCGCCAUGGGAGCCUACUCCCAACUCAAGCUGGUGCUAUGGAAGAACGUCGCACUUCGCCUGCGCCAGCCGGUAAUCCUGGCCUUGGAGCUUUUGUGGCCUGUUACCAUCUUCCUUCUAGUUUUGCUGCUAAGGAAGAUUGUGCCUCCAAUAUCACAAGAAACAUGUUACUACAACGCCAGGGCGCUUCCUAGCGCUGGUGGCUUGCCUGUUCUGCAGUCCCUUAUUUGCAAUGUAGACAACAAGUGCCUAAACAAGUCCACGUACGAAGAAAUCCCUAGCUAUCCGGGCUCAAGAGUGAACGAACUAGUCCAUAAUUUAUCUCCUUUAGUCAAGAACAAGAACAUUCUCAGUGUAAUAAAAGCCUUACCAGUUCUGGCUGACCUACUGCGACCUCUCGGAAGUUUGUUUGAUGACGAGAGUAUCCAAAAGUUACUCGACAAGGGCCUGCCAUUCACGGACGUACUCAGUAACUCGCGACGGGCCAGGAGCAUUCUCAUGAAGGAAACGAACAUGACAUCUGAAACCGCACAAAAGCUCCUGGAGUCACACAUCAACGUUCCUGCGGUUCGUGCAUCGGAAGUUUGCAAUUUAGUCCUGCAUUUCUUGGGGAAACAACAAAGUCCAGUACCAUUCGAGUGCAAUCUGAAAACAUUGAGAUCAUUUAUUAUCUCCAAGGGUGAUGAUGACUUACAAUCAGUGGCUUAUUCCUUGUGCAACAUCAGCGAUGACGGUCUAAGAAAUCUCGUCAAAGAAUUCCAAGCCGCGCUUGACUAUGGAAAAAUCGUUGACUUGGUGGCGAAUGCUGUAACAAAACUCGGUCGUAGCGAUAUUGGGCUAGCAGUGAAGCAGGUUGCUGGCUUGAUCUCAACUUUAACCAGAAUAACUGCAGAAAUUCCAGCUGAUUUUGCUGCAAGCGUGGAAGCUUUGAGAGCCUUAAUACUGGACUUUAGUAAGGGAGGAUUCAACGCCAAAAUAGUGACGAACAUUUGGGAUGAUUUCUCCGAUUUGGUUCCAACCUCAAAAAGAAAAAUCGCGGAUACCGUUAUGAAAUGGAUGACCAACGGAUUUGGACAUGAUGGAUCGGAGAAAACCAGUUCAGACGACCUUCCUUCCAGAAGCCUGGACGGCCUGGAUGAGGGGUCCACCGAAGAUGUCUUCAAGUCUGCCGUUGACCUGGCCAGCACUCUGAGCACAGCUACGUCUGGUUCAAAGUCACUGCGCCUUUUGGAAUCAAUUCUUGGACUUAAUGAAUCUACCACUCUGUUAAAAGUUUUUGAAACAAUCAAUGACCUUGUGUCGUACAAUGAUGGCUCACAAACGUCACCAAGCUUCAUCUGGCGUCAUCAAGCUCUAUUUACUACGGGUAGAAUCUUUGGAACUGCCGUCGAAUUUGUUCUGUCAGACAUCAAGAUGAGCGAAGAGACUGGAGUGAGACCUUUCUUUCCACACAUGCUGGACAGCUUACUGUCAACCAUUUCCGUGCCAAGUCGGGUCAACAGACUAUUGUCAGAAGGACUUGUGAACACUGUCUGCAACGAGACAAGAUUUAAAGCUGUUUUUCUAACCGAAGUGGACAGCGGACCCUUGCAGAGCUUUACCUGUCAUCUGUUCAGAGAUAUUUUACCAGCACUGCUCAAGGCCUUCCAUGACCCAAGAAACACGAAGACGGCUGUGCCUGAGGUUUGGGACCCUAUGAGCUUACCGAUGACCGACAUCGCGGCGUUCUUCGAUAAAAUUACGAGUUUAGAAAAGCCAAAUUACGACUGGUCGACAAUUUCCAGGACAGCCGACAAGUUUGGAGAGAUGUUGCGAUCUAAGCACAGUGAUGACAGGUGA